AUGGCGACGUUGCAGAAAUUCAAGCUUCUAGCAACACAAUGCGGCGUUGCACAGAGUCCAACACGAAGCCCGAGAACGAGUCCAGUUGUCCACCUCCCCCAGCGCCGUAAAACCACACUCCGGAUGCUCCUCGGACGCCGCUCUCCUCGUCGCCAGGAACCACAGCUACCGCCGAUUCACCCGGUGGCGCCGUUGCCGGAGAGAAAGAGAGACACUUUGAAGGACUUGUUUAUAUCUUCGGCGAUGUCGUUUGAUGAUGAAUUAGAAGAGGGGAAGAGAGGGAAAGAGAUGGAAGAUGUGAUUGGAGGAGGAUUUGGAGGUAAGUGUGACGUGUAUAGGAUGAAAGUUAACGGUUUAGGAGAUGGACCGGGUUCGCCUAGACCCGGUUGGAUCGGGCUUAGACACCGGUCUAUUUUGAGGAGAGCUUGGCGGCCUAUGCUUGUUGCUAUCCCGGAGACUGAGGAACUUCAAUGUUAAUUUGAUUUUAACUGCCAUGUCAGGGGUUUUCUACUGUUACUGAAGUGCUAGUAAAUAACUUUGGUAUUAAUCCAAUUUUUUUGGGUUAAAAAAAAAGAAAAAAAGAGAGAGAAAGAGGGAGUGUUUCUAUUUGCCGAUAUGAGUUAGGGAUGUAGAGGGGUAAUUUGAUUUAACUAUGCAAAUGAAAUACUGAAUUUCUCAAAUUCAGUUAUGAUUACAGUUAA
Messenger RNA from Populus nigra (black poplar), 701 nucleotides. RefSeq lists its product as uncharacterized. Lineage: Eukaryota; Viridiplantae; Streptophyta; Magnoliopsida; Malpighiales; Salicaceae. The record is from RefSeq and is a predicted model, not a curated record. Bases 1 to 477 code for a protein of 158 amino acids. The transcript has a single exon.